Messenger RNA from Amyelois transitella, 5107 nucleotides. It is a transcript of the gene sog, whose product is annotated as dorsal-ventral patterning protein Sog. Gene Ontology annotation, biological process: multicellular organism development. Gene Ontology annotation, molecular function: protein binding. The transcript is spliced from 16 exons. The coding region runs from base 143 to 2959 and encodes 938 amino acids. The record is from RefSeq and is a predicted model, not a curated record. NCBI's taxonomy places the organism in Eukaryota, Metazoa, Arthropoda, Insecta, Lepidoptera, Pyralidae.
GCCGAUCGCCUCAGUUUGGCUCCGCCGUCGCGCUAUUACGACGUUUGCGCGCUCUCGCGACUCCUCCACUUGAAGCGGCUUUCGUGCGGCUACAAUAUUGAGGCCGGGAAUCGCAGCCCGGUACGGUUACUAGUGCUCCGUCAUGCUGCUGCCGCUAGUGCUGCUGGCGCUGGCGGCGCCGCUGGCCCCUGCUGCGGCACGCCGCCACGCGCCUAGCUUGCGCGAGGACGAACCCGCAAGACGAACUAUCCGCCCCGCCGAAUGUCAGUUCGGCAAGCAACCGAAGGAAUUGGGCAGUAUGUGGUACGCAGACCUGGGACCACCAUUCGGCGUUAUGUACUGCAUCCUUUGUGAAUGUGUACCGGUGCAAAAGAAAAGGCGUUUGGUGGCGAAGGUCCAUUGCCGGAACAUCAAGAAGGAAUGCCCAGUGCCCUCCUGUGAUGAACCCGUACUGCUUCCAGGGAGGUGCUGCAAGGUGUGCCCAGGCGAUCUGGCUAACACGCCUGACAUAGUUCAGCAGGACAGUCCAGUGAUGGUUCUCACAGAUAGCGAAGAAAACCUAAGUAUGAAACAUUUUGGUGCUCUCCUCACUGGGCGAUCCCCGCUAUGCAUCAGACGUGACGACAUGACGGGCGUGCCUGUGGCUCCAGGAGUGGCCACUGCUCGGUUCAUCUUCCGCCGCCGCCAUCUUUAUUGGUCCGUUUUGCUAGGAACGUCAAUCACAGCACAGCCCCGUGCGCUCUCCUUCUUAGACAGAGAAGGAAGAAUGCUCAUUGAGCAUCCUUUAGCAAGGGCUCCAGGGAUACAUGCGACGUAUGAGGAAAAAACUGAUAAGCUGUGUGGAGUAUGGCGCCGCGUCCCUCGAGAGUACAAGCGGUUAUUAAGGGAAGGGUCGCUUUUUGUUGCACUUAUAUGGGGAGAUGCGCAAAAUAGCACCAUGGACAGCGCAUUGAGUGGACGAAUCGAUAGAUAUCCAGCUCUAGCAUCAGAAAUGUUCACAUCGCUUCUUGAACCAGAAAACCCACCAGAACUAUCUGGAAACAGUGCUUGUAAUGAUCACCACCGCCCUGGACAACAGGAAGGUUGGGGAGGAACUGCCGUGGUCACAGGGGUAGCUGGUGCCACCCCAAGUUUACAUAUAGCUGUGGCAUAUAAUGGGAUAUUUUCUCCAGCUCAGGGCAAGGAACAGCUGGUUAGGAUAAUGCUGUCGCAACCGGAUAAAAAUGAGACCAUAAUCGAUGAGGUGCAAAAACUGAACAAAGCUAACUACGAACUGAAUGUUCUCGAAGUUUCGACUCCCGUAUCUGCUGCUGAAUUGAGGUCUUUGUCCAGAGGUCGUCUUCAGUUAUCUGUUGAAGAGAUGAACACUCCUGAACGUCGUAUAUCUGGGAAGAUAAGACAAAGGGCUGCAUGCGAGGUGUACCAUGCUCCUCUUGUGACGGAGAGGUUGCCAGCUUUUAUUGUGCCUGAAGGACUCGCCAUGCUGUACAUCGAUAAGGAAGGCUCGCUUGUUUACGAUAUACAGGCUUACAAUUUGAACGUGGAUUCGAAAAUAACAUUAGUUGAAGAAGUGGGUAAACGUCAUUCGCAAGUGGAGAUUUUGGACACAAGAACUGGAGUGUUGGCGAGACCAAGUGCAAGGAUUUUCCCACCGUUGUAUGAUGACCAACUGGCAGUACAUAUUAAUGGAGAUCUUGGCCCCCCAUUACUGCGAGGCAGGCUGGUGUCCCGGCCACUGCCUGACGCGGCCAGUGCCGGGCCAGCUCUGCUGCGGCGCACCGAAGAGGGGCCGGCCUUGGAGUACCCCCCUGCGGGCUUGGCCUGGAUAUCUGUUGAUGCUUUAUGUGGAUUACACUAUGAGGUGGUGAUAACGGGUAAUGCUGGUACUUGGACGGCAUGGCUGGACACCAAUGCAGUGGAAGGUGGGAUCAUUCGACCCCUGAUUGGAGCCGACGGCUGCGUAUUAGAACCUUCUACGGCGGAGCUAGGCUCUCUUUACAUAGGGACCGCCUUCCUCGGCAUCAGAGGCACCGAUAACCAUACCGUGAUUUUGAACACACUGUUGCCUAAGAUAAACGUCCCAGUAUCCUGCCUGGAUAACUCGUACCUGAGCACAAAAUACGGGAACACCGUGAACCAGACGGACAAACGGCUGAGUGACACGAACUUCUUUUUUAAGGAGACGAGCUCUUGCUUCUACAAAGGACAGCUGUACACGGAGAAGUCUUACUGGAUUGUACCUGAGACCUGCCAAAUCUGCAGCUGCGUAUACGGCGAGUUGCGAUGCGAUGCGGUGCGUUGUCCACAAGUCCACUGCACCGUGCCGACUAUCACUCCACCUGGACAAUGCUGUCCUAUAUGCACUAAUUCAACAACAGCGGUUUGGAACGAGUCCAACGGUUGCCGCUUGGCCGGGCGAUACCAUGCACCUGGAUCCUCUUGGCACCCGUACUUUCCUCCCGAGGGUUACGACACAUGCGCAGUGUGCACUUGCGUGUUCUCCCCGAGACACGUUCGGUGCCCACGAACCAAAUGUCCGAUUUUGAGGUGUGCUGACAAGGACGCGUAUCGACCUGAUAAGAAAUCCUGCUGUCGCGUUUGCCCGGAGGUGAAAGCCAAGAAACCAGAUGAGCUCACGCCCAAAGACCAGGGUGCGCCGCGCACCGCGGAGGAGAUUCUCGCUGAGGGAGGCUGCAAGUUCCCCGAUGGACCCCUCACGAACGGCAUGGAGGUCCACCCCUCGAUACAUUCGCAUGGCGAGCAGAGAUGUGUCACUUGCAGAUGCAAAGAUGGCGAAGUGACGUGCGUACGGAAGCGGUGCAGCCGCGUGGCGUGCGCGCGACGGAAGCGAGGCGACGGGUGCUGCGCGUGCAUGCGGCACCGGCGUCAGCGGCCGCCGCGCGGACUCGUCGCGGCACCCCCCUCCCGCACCCUGCCCGCACCCCCGCCGCCCAGCUGAACCGCACCGCGACACCGGGCCACAGAUCCCCUGCGGCCGACCCCCGUCUAUACCCCAGACUGCAGUAGGCUAAGUGAGUGAAGCUCUAUAGACUGAUAUAUUUUUAUGUACUCGUGCGAUUCGAAUGUGUAUAGAUUAAGGCUGCGUCCUUGCGCAAUUUAUCGCCCGAUUUCUGAUUGCGAAGCACCUGCUGCUCUGAACGAACAUUAAUUCGGCCUUAAAGGCCGAUCGGUGAGACUGUCGAGUGUAUCGGGCGAUUGUGUCGCAUUGAAACAUCACUAUGAGUUUACGACAGGCGGUGAGCGACCGCGCUUGUUUGGAGUCGAGACGACGGAGGUAGCUUUACUGUAACGCUGAUUGUUGAAUAUACUUACCCACCGGUAUUUUAAUUGGUAUUAUGAGAUGUCCCGAAAUUUUUAUAGGCGCAUAUCACCCAAUACAAAAUGUAGUAUUUAGUCGUACGACUCGGUUGCUCGGAAUGUAAGGGCAGGUUAGAGCGCUGUCGAAAAAGAUGUGCCAUAUUUUCGUAAUGUAAAUAUAAAUUAUUAAUUUAAUAUUACUUAUAUGCAUAUUUAUUUACGUUUGUAAUGUUGAUACGGGAUCAUGUUCAAGUACUCGCGUUUGAACCAUCACAAACUCUUGUUUUUUGAUGGCCUUGUUUGUGCAUUUGCUUUUAGUGUAUUAUUUUAAUUAAUACCAGAUGAAUUUACAAGUAAUUGUAUGAACUGGUAAUGCCAAUAUUUAGUGAAUCCUGUGUCAAAAUAGUAGUAGAUGUAUUAUCUUUAAGGACUGUUAUCCAUAAGACCGAUGCGACGUCGUUUUGAAAUUGGUUAUAGAGUUUUAAAUAUUAAUAAAUUAUGCAAUAUGAUUAACAUUUAUUUAAGAAUUGCAGAAAGUUGAAUUGAUUUUAUGUUCGGGCCAAAAUUUAUGCCACGAGUCGUGGUAACUCGAGGUGACUUGAACUCGAAAUCGAGGUCUUGGCGCGAGGCAUUGUAUCUAACUACAAUGAUGAAUCAUCAUUGGAGAUACACAAAAUAACCACAAAAUAAAUUUCAUUAUACCAACUGUUUUAUUUAUUUAAGAUAGAAAGAUAUUUGAUUUUGUGGUGAACAAAUCCGAUGAUAAUAUAAUUGUCAUCCAAUUACCUUGUAAAUACGACAUAAUAUUUGUUUUAGACGUCAUAUUUUUAACAUUGUAUACUAUUUUAUACCGAUAAUGGAAUAUACCGAUUUCGAUCAUUAAUUAAGUUUAAUUAUGCGAAUUUCAUGACUAGUUUUGUUUAAUUACUAGGUUAUAUUCAGUUUGUAAUUAAGGAAGCUAGUCCAAAUGUUUUGAUGUGAUGGAAACGAAUGCCAUGUAUGUAGGUGGAUAGUGUUAACGUCAAAAAGUCUUGAGCACUUAUUAGAAAAUUUAAGUUCGAUGCGGGUUGCUAUCUCCACUGAGAAUAUUGUAUUUUUACGCAAAAAUAAAAGAAAUCUGUGUAAGACCAUUGAACUGUGUGAACAAACCUCUUGAUAAUUAUAACGACAGCAUGAUCAAAUGUAAUUUUAAUAAUAAUUAAUUGUCUAAUAUUUGCUUUGUCUGUUUUAAAUACUGUUACAAUUUCAUAUAGAAAUAAUUGUGAGUGAAAUGUGUUAAUAUUUACUCAGUGGAUGUAGAGCCUUGAAAUUUUGCUUGACAGCAAAAUAACAUAAAUUCGGAAUAUUGGAGCGGUAUUACCAAAAAUGUGUAAAGUUUGUAUAAAUUUGCCUUUGUUGUGGGUUCUAGUCCAUCAAAAUUGUGAGGAGUAUGUAUAGUUUUAUUGGCUAUAUUAUUUUACGUAUUCGACAUAUUGAGAAUUCGAUUUUAAACAAGUUAUCUUUGUUUUAAUAUUUUUUUAUUAUCUAACAAUAGAAAAGUAGUCACCUAUGGCUUGCUAAUAACAUGACUAAUAGCCAUAAAGGAUACUCUGAAUUCGCUUGUAUUGCAUUGUUUUCUAUUUUAUAAUUAUUAGAAUUAUUCCCGUUAGCCUUCAAAGGGAUAUUUAACUCUUUAAAUCGAAAGUUUACACAUACCCUUUUCGAUAUAAACUUUGACUUGUAUAAUUUGGGUCGAUUCAGUCAAUAGAAUGUAAAACGUCGCACAGUUUUAAUACGAAAUAAAUUACCC